AUGCCCAUCCCUGCUUUCCUCACCGAUGCGAUCCGGCACGUCCUUGGGGCCCUUAGGGGAGCGCCUGAAGUGGAACGGGGGACUCAGAUCUUCGCUGUAGAGUGUUACCGUACGGUCCAUCUGGGUCGCACUCCUGCCGGCGGCCCUCACCCGCUCAACGCGUCGCGCACGGCCUCCGGACUCCUCAUAUUCAUUCCUUUGCCUGACGGGAAAUAUUGCCUCUACCUUACCGCAACGAAUGACCCUGUUCAUGUUAUGCAGCCUGUUCAUGCCAUGCAGGUUGUGAGGUCAUGGGCCGUCAGACUAGUGGCUUAUGAGCCGGAAACCACGGUUGUCUGGAUCGACGAAACUUCGAACAAGGUGUUCCAGGUCAAGUUUUAUACAGUCACGACUUUCCGGUCUAUCAGAAUGAAGCUCUCUUGGGUUGCUCUCUUUGUACUCUUCCUGGUCUGCAUGAUUUGUGUUUUGGUGUCUGUGUAA
This is a messenger RNA of Rhodofomes roseus, 480 nucleotides long. RefSeq lists its product as uncharacterized. The coding region runs from base 1 to 480 and encodes 159 amino acids. Lineage: Eukaryota; Fungi; Basidiomycota; Agaricomycetes; Polyporales; Fomitopsidaceae. The transcript is spliced from 5 exons. The record is from RefSeq and is a predicted model, not a curated record.